Molecule: messenger RNA, 1101 nt
Organism: Colletotrichum higginsianum IMI 349063
Lineage: Eukaryota; Fungi; Ascomycota; Sordariomycetes; Glomerellales; Glomerellaceae
Product: TAP42-like family protein
Exons: 1
Coding region: 1-1101 (366 amino acids)
Biological process (GO): regulation of signal transduction; regulation of dephosphorylation
Cellular component (GO): cytosol
Molecular function (GO): protein phosphatase 2A binding
Source: RefSeq, a predicted model, not a curated record
AUGGCGGAUGAAGACAAACCCCAAACUCUCAAGUCUGUCUUCACCUCGGCCGAAAAGAAGCGAUUCACCCUCGAAAACUCGUACGAGGCCUCGUCGCCGAACUACCUUGACGACCUCCGCAACGCCAUCUCCGAGUACGAGACCUGCCUCGACCUCAUCUCCCGCGCCGCCCUCUUCUCCCCUAACGAGUCGCUCGAGGACCUCUCCACCUCAUCUCUACCGUAUCUCCUUAUCACCGCCCACCUUGCCGACUUGCAUCAGAAGCUUCCCUCGCGCCGUCCCAUCGAGCGCCGCGUCGCCCUCGAGCGCGCACGUGAGUCUUACGAGACCUUCCUCGGGUUCCUUGACUCCUACGACCUCCUGUCUGCUCAGCAAAAGAUACUUUACGAACGCUACACCGAUGAGCCCCUCGCCUUUUCGACUCUCGGCACCAACGACGCGGCUAAGCGCCGCGACGCGAAAAUCGCAAACUUCAAAUCGGAGCGCGCCCUCCGCGAGCGACUGGACACGCUGCGCCGGAACCCGCGGUACCAGAACGAAGAUGGUGACGACGAGGUUGUGCGCGAACUACACCUAGCCCACCUAGCGUAUGCGGCACACAUGGCCUUUCAGGGCUUGGAGGGCAUCAACCGCGAGCUCGAGGUCCUGGCUCAGGCCACAGUGCCCCUGAUGCCGUCCCCGACGUCCGUGGAGGAGGAUGAGCGACGCCGCACGGUCGAGCGUAGUUCCGACGGCUACGUCGAGCGCCUCGAGGCACCGCGCCGGCUACAAAGCUUGUUUGGUCAGCGGAGAGGCCCGAUACUGUCCAAGGAUGGCAAGCCACUACAGCCUUUCACCCUCGUCGGUAACCGGGGGCAGAUGGCUGCGGACGUGUUCCGGCCAGGCCAUAACCUGCCGACGAUGAGCAUCGAUGAGUACCUCGAAGUGGAGCGUGAGCGGGGAGGUAUCAUAGAGGGAGGCGGCGAGGCAAGCUGGCACCGACCGGAACCGGAUGAAGACGACUUUGACAAGGCCGACGAGGAGACGAUGAAGGCGAGAGCCUGGGAUGAGUUUGUCGAGGCAAACCCCAAGGGUUCGGGAAACACGUUGAACAGGGGUUGA